AUGUCACUUGAUAAGGCUCCCUCUGAUCAUUCGAUACAGGGGCAGACCUCCCCCGAAGUCUCGAAUGAGGACGAUGAGAACAGCGUUGUCAAGGAGGUCCACGACAGCUACCCGGAAGGACAUCAGCUUCAGCCCUUUGAUUCCCACGUCGAACGCCCGCAGUCCCUCGCCGGCGAGAUCCUCUUCGUCGCGAUAAUCUGCUCCUCCCAGCUGCUUACUCAAGCCGGUCUCGCCAUCAGCAUUGUGCCCCAGCACAUUAUUGGUCGUUCGUUCAGCAUCGACGACCAGCCCGGCCAGUUAAGCUGGUUCUCCGCUGGAUACGCUCUCACAGUCGGCACCUUCAUCCUUAUUGCAGGCCGUCUUGGCGAUGUCUUCGGCCACAAGCCCUUCUUCGUGGGAGGCUACGUCUGGUUCGGCUUGUGGUCCGCUCUUGCUGGCGUCUCCGGCAUCGGCCCGGCUUUCUUACUACCCAAUGCGAUCGCUAUCCUCAGUCGCUGCUACGACCCGGGGCUUCGCCAGAACAUGAUCUUCAGUCUGUUUGGUGCAACUGCACCCGGUGGGUUCGUACUCGGCGCCGUCUUCUCCAGCCUGCUUUCCCAGAUGGUUUGGUGGCCUUGGUCCUAUUGGAUCCUGUGUUUUGCGUGCCUUCUGCUCUCCAUCUUGGGCUUCUUUGCCAUUCCAGCAACCCCAGCCCUGAGCAACUUAGAGCCUGGGAGUCCCAGUAUUUGGCAGCGUAUCGAUAUCUUCGGCUCCAUCCUUGGUGUGGUCGCCCUGGUCCUCUUCAAUUUCGCCUGGAACCAAGGCCCCGUGGUUGGCUGGCGGACACCUUACACCUACAGUAUCAUGACUGUGGGCAUCAUCAUGUUCGUCAUUUUCGUCCUCGUCGAGAAGAGAGUGAGCCACCCCUUGAUCCCCUUCGGUGUCCUGCAGAUAGGAUCCCUCUUCACUCUGGCGUGCAUCAGCGCCGGCUGGUCCAGCUUCGGUAUCUUCGUCUUCUACUCCUUGAAUCUCCUUGAGGUUCUGAGGGGCCAAACACCUCUGCUCACGUCCGCUCAGUUCACUUCGGUCGCCAUAAGUGGGCUUUUCGCUGCGGGCGCCACUGGCCUGGUCUUGAGUCACUUCCGCGCUUCGACCGUGAUGCUCAUCGCCAUGACCUUUUUUCUUAUUGGUGGCAUCAUCUUUGCGACUGUACCAGUCCACCAGAUCUAUUGGGCGCAGACAUUCGUGGGUAUCAUUGUCCUCCCUUGGGGUAUGGAUAUGUCCUUCCCCGCGGGCACCAUCAUCCUGAGUCGGGCUAUGCCGCGGCGGCAUCAGGGUCUCGCCGCGUCGCUGGUUAAUACCUUUGUUAACUACUCUAUCUCCAUUGGGCUUGGGCUUGCUGGCACGAUCGAGGGACAGGUCAAUGAUGGAGGAAAAAAAAAUUCUCCAAGGAUAUCGGGGCGCAUUUUAUAUGGGUUGGAGUGGCACCAGUCCACGUCGCCAGAAAAGGUGGCGCAGGAGGGAUAUGUUUAG
Messenger RNA from Penicillium maclennaniae, 1512 nucleotides. Its product is annotated as MFS transporter. Bases 1 to 1512 code for a protein of 503 amino acids. The record is from RefSeq and is a predicted model, not a curated record. Lineage: Eukaryota; Fungi; Ascomycota; Eurotiomycetes; Eurotiales; Aspergillaceae. Gene Ontology annotation, biological process: transmembrane transport. The transcript is spliced from 3 exons. Gene Ontology annotation, molecular function: transmembrane transporter activity. Gene Ontology annotation, cellular component: membrane.